UUCCGAGCGACACGGGGAACGACGCAUGCCCAAAGCCGCUUUACGGCCUCUGACUGUCGUGAGCCUUCGACGGAUCCUCCCUGCGUUGCUGGUUGCUCUGGGCAUGGCAUGGGUGUCAACCUCACCAACGCAACCAGCCCAUAUGGUCGUACAAGCUACUGUUGGUCACAAUCUCCUCCGGGCUCUCCAUGCCUGUCGUAUAUCCGCAUCCCUCGAGCCCGCCAUCAGAAGAUACGGCGCAUCGCACUUUCUUGGGCUUUCCCUACGGUCACCUCCACCCUCGAUUUUGCCACAAACUCGGGGUCAGAGGUCCUAGUCGCUUCCGCCACCGACAACGGCGGGUUACCAUCGUAUCCACGUCCUCCUGGGGCUGAUUCCCGCGCUCGUAAGGGUACUACUCGCGACGCUAUGAUGUUCCAACGGCGGUCGGGCAGAGUCACGAACGCGGCCACGGCGGGCGCUCUCAGGAACCGCUCCCGGGAGGGCAGAUUACGGUUUUUAGGUCGGGGCCGAUCGUGGCGGCGGCUCCAGCAAGACUGCGCGACAGCUGCCUCCUAUGUCUCAUAAGAGACCUCCCGCCCGAGUAUAAUAUGACAGGCGCGCUAUCGCCCGACCGCCUUCCCGCCCUCCUUGUCCCCGCCCGCCCACUCGUCCGCGUCGCACAUCUG
This is a messenger RNA of Schizophyllum commune H4-8, 668 nucleotides long. RefSeq lists its product as uncharacterized. The record is from RefSeq and is a predicted model, not a curated record. Lineage: Eukaryota; Fungi; Basidiomycota; Agaricomycetes; Agaricales; Schizophyllaceae. The coding region runs from base 109 to 567 and encodes 152 amino acids. The transcript has 2 exons.